Messenger RNA from Nylanderia fulva, 612 nucleotides. The record is from RefSeq and is a predicted model, not a curated record. Lineage: Eukaryota; Metazoa; Arthropoda; Insecta; Hymenoptera; Formicidae.
CUUUAACCUACAAUAUGGUGUUGUAGCUAAGAAUUUAUUAAUCUUGCAUAUAAUUUUAUGCAUUUAUUCGGAUUCAGUCAGAUAAAUAAAGAAGAGGAGAAAUUAAAUUGACGCGCUGUGACACAAUCAUAAAGAAAAAUGACAAGAACGUGUAUUGUGUGUAAAAAGCAACCUAUUCCGUUUAAUAUAUCUCGAAGUUUUCACAAUUUUCCCGUUAAUGUUGAAUUAAAAAAGAAGUGGAUGGAAGCUAUUGGUGUGACAACAGUUUGUAAGUCAGCCAGUAUAUGUAGCGACCACUUCUAUGAAGAAUCAUUUCAUCAGACUGAUAGAUAUACAACUUUGAGACGUUUAAUAUCAACUGCUGUCCCUUUUAAUCGAAACACUAAUCAAUUAUCUUUACCAAUUAACAACGUAUCUACUCAAGCACUUGGUAACAUAACGAAUCAUCAAGAUAUGACAAUAAGUGACGAAAAUACAUUUUCAACAAGUACGGAUACUAAUAACGGAGACAACUUUGAAACACAUGAUAAUUUAAGUCCCAGAAACAAUAAUAAAAGAAAAUCAUCUGUUGUCGACAUUCACCCAAAAAAAUUUGUUUUAUAGUCGAAGUCA